UUGAAAGAGGCGGAAGACUUCAGAACUUAGAGAGAGAGAGAGAGAGAGAGUGCGCGCCUUUAGAGAGAGAAACCGCGUGGUAAAGCGAAGGAUCUGACCAUAAUCUAGAGCCAAAGAGAAGAGAAAAAAGUGACUGUUAAUUUUAGCUUGAUCAUGGAUACGCCGUAUGGUCUAAUUGAGAAAGACAUGGACUUUUGGGUUGUUUUAUGAGUUGUAUGUGUGCCCAAAUGUCGCCGAUUUGUGUCUACCAUUCAGACUAAGUGGAAACUUUGGAAUAUAAUUUUUCCAACCCUAGUAGGAAAAGAUUUACAUAGACAUUCCGGUGGGUGUCGACAUAUUGGUGUAAAUGUCAUUCCGCAGUAUAGUUCGCGAUGUAAGGGAUGGUUUUGGGAGCCUAUCAAGACGGAACUUUGAGGUGAGGCUGCCUGGUCAUCACAGGGGGAAAUCUCAUAGUGCAGUCCAUGAGUUGCAUGACCAGCCUUUGGUCAUCCAGAAUAGCCCUUGGGCUAGCCUCCCACCGGAGCUACUUUGUGAUGUAAUUAAGAGGUUGGAGGCAAGUGAGAUUACCUGGCCUGCCCGCAAGCAUGUUGUUGCAUGUGCUUCCGUUUGCAGGUCUUGGAGGGAAAUGUGCAAAGAAAUUGUCAAAAGUCCAGAGUUUUCGGGGAAGCUUACCUUUCCAGUCUCCCUAAAGCAGCCGGGGCCUCGGGAUGGAACCAUUCAGUGCUACAUUAAGAGAGACAAGGCUAAUUUAACUUACCGUCUUUUCCUUUGCCUCAGCCCUGCCUUGCUUGUUGAAAAUGGUAAAUUUCUUCUUUCUGCAAAACGGAUUCGGAGAAGUACUUGCACAGAAUAUGUGAUUUCCAUGGAUGCAGAUAACAUAUCAAGAUCAAGCAGCACUUACAUUGGAAAACUGAGGUCGAAUUUCCUUGGUACAAAAUUCGUGAUUUAUGACACACAGCCUCCAUACAAUCAUGCUAAUCUUUCCCCACCAGCCUGUACAAGCCGUAGGUUCCACUCGAGAAAAGUUUCACCAAAGGUCCCUACUGGCAGCUACAACGUUGCCCAGGUAACAUAUGAGCUUAAUGUGCUAGGCACUAGGGGACCCCGCAGGAUGAACUGUGUCAUGCACUCAAUCCCUGUCUCUGCCCUUGAGCCAGGUGGCACUGUUCCUGGCCAGCCCGAGUUACUGUCUCGCUCCCUUGAAGAUUCAUUCAGGAGUAUCUCCUUCUCGAAAUCAAUUGACAACUCUAUCGAGUUCAGUAGCUCUCGGUUUUCCGACAUUAUUGGCCUGCGUGAUGAAGAUGAUGAAGGAAAAAGCAGACCUCUAGUUCUCCGGAAUAAGGCGCCAAGAUGGCACGAGCAGUUGCAAUGCUGGUGCCUUAACUUCCGGGGGAGGGUUACUGUGGCCUCUGUGAAGAAUUUCCAGCUGAUUGCUGCUACACAGCCUGCUGCCGGUGCACCAACACCACUGCAGCCUGCCCAAUCUGACCAUGACAAGAUCAUCUUGCAGUUUGGUAAGGUUGGCAAGGAUAUGUUUACCAUGGACUAUCGAUAUCCUCUUUCUGCAUUUCAAGCUUUCGCCAUCUGUUUGAGCAGCUUCGACACUAAAUUGGCGUGUGAAUAGAGGAAUCAGGGGGGCAAAAAGAUCGGUAGCGAAUAGAGAUUUCCUUUUUCUAGAGUUGCACAGGCUGGGAUUGUAUGCGUUUGUGUAGAACUCAUUGUGGGCAGUGUAUAACAGUUGCCAGUCUGGUAAGUACAGGAUGAUGUCCAUGUUCGGAGGGGGAUUGUCUUCUUCUUUCACUUUCCUGCCAACACCAAUUGUACCAUUUUUUCUGUUGUUGAUCUUUAAUUGUUGUUCUUUAUGCUCUGAAAGGAACAGUUUAAACUUCAGACAAAGGAGGUUGUGUAACAGCUUUAUUUGCCUUUAAUGUAAACAGUGUAACAUAAUGAAGAUGUGAUUUUAAACA
Cornus florida is the source of this 1967-nucleotide messenger RNA. RefSeq names its product tubby-like F-box protein 8. The transcript is spliced from 6 exons. The record is from RefSeq and is a predicted model, not a curated record. NCBI's taxonomy places the organism in Eukaryota, Viridiplantae, Streptophyta, Magnoliopsida, Cornales, Cornaceae. Bases 347 to 1624 code for a protein of 425 amino acids. Gene Ontology annotation, molecular function: protein binding.